Ictalurus punctatus (channel catfish) is the source of this 1932-nucleotide messenger RNA. It is a transcript of the gene slx9, whose product is annotated as SLX9 ribosome biogenesis factor. Gene Ontology annotation, biological process: maturation of SSU-rRNA from tricistronic rRNA transcript (SSU-rRNA, 5.8S rRNA, LSU-rRNA). Bases 118 to 831 code for a protein of 237 amino acids. Gene Ontology annotation, cellular component: preribosome, small subunit precursor; nucleolus; 90S preribosome. The record is from RefSeq and is a predicted model, not a curated record. NCBI's taxonomy places the organism in Eukaryota, Metazoa, Chordata, Actinopteri, Siluriformes, Ictaluridae. The transcript is spliced from 6 exons.
GGAGGGAUUUGGGAUCAAACCGCCACGCAACCCAAACACGUUUGAGUUUGAACAGCACGCUAGAGCCGUGUGCACGGGCGUUUUUAUAGCCGCUGCUUCAUUUAUUAUAAACAAACAAUGGUGGGGAAAAUAAAGCGGGUGCGACAGAAACUUCACCACGACGCCGUGAAGAUAAACACUGGGGAGGAAAAAACUUCAUCAUGUCUGGAAAAGGCCCCCGCUUUACCUUUAAACAUCACCACAAAAACAGAGACGCGGAUAAAACCGGCUGAUAAAAACCCCAGAGACGUGAAGGCGUUAAACUUCCCCAAGGGCGUUUUCGCUGGUACUGUGAUUCCUCCUGAAGCUCUGGUUCAGACUCUCAGUGUUUCCGAGCUUCCAGCAAAACCAACUGCCGAACCAACUGAGGAAAAGCCCAGAGGUGUCGGGGAAAAGAAGCAGCAGUCGAAGAAGGAGAAGAUGAAGGAGAGACGAGAGCGAUGGCUCAACAAGAUCAGCGCCAUUAAACUGGCCCGGGAGAAUCGGACGGAGCUCGCACGCCGCAAGGCCACGCCCGUCGUCGGGGAUAUGAGGGUAUUGGCUGAUGCACUUCCUGAGCUCCUCCCUUGCAUCAGAGCGCCCGCGUCCAAGAAACAGAAAGGUAUGGUGAAGAAGAAAGCAGAACCUACAGAUUACUGUAAGAUGAAGCCUGCGCAGAAACGCAAACUGCUUGAGCUGGAAAUGUCCCGCUUCAGUGAGGCCAUGAGAGACACCGCCUUCAAGUCCAACCCCCUCGCUGCGAUUGGUGAACACUUGAGGAAACGGCUCAAACAGGAAGAAGAGCAGAGUUAACUCCGCCUGCUUUCUCCUAACGGACUCCUCCUUGAUCACACACACCGACGCGCUCCAUGACCUGACUGCCGCUGUGUCUCUGCCCUCUCCCUGUGUGUGUGUGUGUGUGUGUGUGUGUGCGCGUGUGCGUGUGUGUGUAAGUAAUGUAUAGCCCUGUCUUUGCCAACUCUUUCAUUAUUACUCCCAGUGCACAAGUUCAGAACCUCGAGAUGUUCCUCAUCGGCGCUGACUGUUCCUCCGUGAGAAGAUGAUUAUGAACUCUGCAGUUCUGCAAAAAAAAUGACAGAUAAUUGCAGUAUUAAAGGAAUAGUUCAUAAAAUCACUUCCCAGUUGUUCAUAUUAAAGAUGUCUUUGUGAAUCAGAGCAGGAAUCUCAGGAGUGAAGGGGAUCAGCGGUGACUGAUGAAUCGCUCCGACGCCCCGUCAGGCUCCUGAUAGACUAAUGUGAUCAAUACAGUGCAGAGACUGAGAGAGAGAGGCCAUUAGCUUUCAUUAAUAAACCAUCAGACAGAGACGUGUUGGCAGAGCAACAAAAGCUCGGCAGCAUCGUGGUCGCAAACGCCCGGUUAGAAACCCAUCUCCAGCCUUAGCACUUAAUCCACGGUCUGACUGAGUGUUCAGUAUUCUCUGUGUUCACAAUCACAAAUUUAACACAGUGUAGGUCUGAUAACAGAGAAGAACGAGCCCAAGGCUGACCUCGGAUCAGCAGGAAUGAGCUGCUUUAUUUUAUUCAAAUCCAAACGUGAUUUAAAUGAUUUUUAGUUUCAGAGUCAGAAGCCAAAAUAUAGUUUUUAUGUAAGGAGUAAAUGAACUGUGUAGUUUUAUAUUGUAUGCUACGCUAUAGUAUAUAAUAAUUAAGUAAUAAAACAGUAUGUGUGGUGCUGUUCAAGGAAAACAAUCAACGAUGGGGUGGUGUAACCAUUCUGUCACCACUCUGAAGUUGAUUAUUUCCCUAUAACAGCACCUCCCAUAAGUGUUUUAUUCCACUUAUGCAACACUGACUUUCCAGCUAUUUUUAUUUAUUAAAGAAUGUCAUGGAACUUUUUAUCCAUUUAUAUUUACAUUUUAUGUUGGUAAAACAAGUUGGUUCCUGUUCUCGUCA